Molecule: messenger RNA, 733 nt
Organism: Silurus meridionalis
Lineage: Eukaryota; Metazoa; Chordata; Actinopteri; Siluriformes; Siluridae
Product: gamma-crystallin M2-like
Exons: 3
Coding region: 194-733 (179 amino acids)
Biological process (GO): visual perception; lens development in camera-type eye
Molecular function (GO): structural constituent of eye lens
Source: RefSeq, a predicted model, not a curated record
UACUGUAAAUCAUGCAUGCUGUCGCUUGCUCAGGACUUUUCACAAUAGGACAGUAGGAGGUGCGCUGUUGUUUUGUUCUGGUUAGAUAUAAAUUCAGGGUUUAAAUGGGGCAGAGUAUCAGUUCACCAGCUGGAAACUGCUCUAUCUAGCAACUCGUCUGCUUUGGCACGCAACAAACUCAUUCACCAACACCAUGGCCAGGAUCACUUUCUACGAGGACAGGAACUUCAUGGGACGCUCCUAUGAGUGCAGAAGCGACUGUCCAGACAUGUCCUCCUACCUGAGUCACUGCCACUCAUGCAGGGUGGAGAGCGGCUGCUGGAUGGUGUACGAUCGCCCCAACUUCAUGGGAAACCAGUAUUUCCUCCGUAGGGGUGAUUAUGCCGACUACAUGAACAUGUGGGGCUGGGGCAACAACUGGAUCAGGUCCUGCCGCAUGAUCCCUAUGUACAGGGGCUCCUACAGAAUGAGGAUGUAUGAGAGGGAGAACUUCAUGGGUCAGAUGAUGGAGGUGACUGAUGACUGCGACUCCAUCAUGGAUCGCUACCACUGGUCAGGCGGAUGCCACUCGUGCCACAUUAUGGACGGCCAUUGGCUCAUGUACGAGCAACCACACUACAGGGGCAGGAUGUGGUACUUCAGACCCGGAGAGUACCGCAGCUUUAGGGAGAUGAUGGGAAUGAGCAACAUGAAGUUCAUGAGCAUGAAGCGCAUCAUGGAUUCCUGGUAUUAA